Messenger RNA from Fusarium graminearum PH-1, 1221 nucleotides. RefSeq lists its product as uncharacterized. The coding region runs from base 1 to 1221 and encodes 406 amino acids. The transcript is spliced from 5 exons. The record is from RefSeq and is a predicted model, not a curated record. NCBI's taxonomy places the organism in Eukaryota, Fungi, Ascomycota, Sordariomycetes, Hypocreales, Nectriaceae.
AUGUACAGUCCUCAGUAUCGGAAAGGAGGCAUUCGCGAGACGACCUGCGCGGCAACAGGGACUAUAUGUCGCAACACUACGACUAAUCUCAGAAUCGAUGGCCAUACAUUUAAAUCGCUAUAUUGCCAGUUCCAUGCUUGUAGACAGAUUGAAGCAGGCCGAGCAUGUGCAGUCGCGAAACCACCAAGUGCUAUAGUAUGCAGUCAACAUAGUCGAUGCCAGGCUGUCGAUAAUGGGAUGGGAUGUGCUCUAGACGUCAAGGACGGGAAUACGGCCAUGCAUAAAUAUUGCAUACAGCUCCAUUUAUGUGGAUUUUCUGGUUGCGAGAACGAAAGAUCAAAACGAAAUGAGCAAUACAUACCAUUCUGCGUUGAUCACCGGUGCGAGCAGGACAACUGUCGCAACUCCAAAGACGUCGGAAUCUUUUGCAGGUCUCACACUUGUGACGACCAAUACUGUGUGGCCUUCGCUCCAGGUAUUGACUUGGAUGACCCGCAGAGGUUCUGCAAGCGUCAUCGUCAAUGCCAGAAGCCUCAGUGUCCACGUCUCUGUCAUACCCGUGAUGACGGUCAACCCUCGCCAUUCUGUGGCGCACAUUACUGCCAGGCACCUGACUGCGAAGAUGGUCGUGAAGCAGGGUUGUUCUGCCCCGAGCACACUUGUGCUGAACUAGGUUGUCUGAAGGGUAGGGAAUCUUUCAAGACUGAGUACUGCAAAAGUCACAAGUGCAAGACAAAGCACUGCCGGCUGAGGAGAUUGGACAGUGGUUAUUGUCCAUACCACGAGGUCGACUUUGCGAAGUCCACCGACGGCGCAUGGAGUCGAGCUUUGGAAGAAGGCUUUCAACUCAAGGGAUGGGAUACGCUAUGCAUGGAGAUGGCAUCAAUGACAGAAGAGGAUGUGGCCGAAGAGUUGAACAUGGCAAUCAGUUCUGUCAACACCAUAUGUGUCAGAUCCACAAUUGCCAGGCUCCAAGGACUAGAUCAUCCGACUUCUGUAUCGAUCACGGGUGCCCUGCAGUGGGAUGCCAUGAACCCAGGCAGAUACAACCCCAAGAGUGGCUUCGAGGCAACACCGAUGGGGUGUUCUGCAAAGAGCAUGCUUGUAGCCAUGUUGGUUGUCAAAACCAAAAUGCUGAAGAUUCAAACCGAUGCCCGCGGCACGGAGGAGGCCACGUGCCAAGAUUUGGACCAAGGAUGGAACCAGAAGAUGAGAGGCUAA